Messenger RNA from Metarhizium brunneum ARSEF 3297, 738 nucleotides. NCBI's taxonomy places the organism in Eukaryota, Fungi, Ascomycota, Sordariomycetes, Hypocreales, Clavicipitaceae. The record is from RefSeq and is a predicted model, not a curated record.
AUGGACAGCUUCCGCGGGCUAGCUCAUACCCUGACCACGUUUCAUUCCGACGAUGCCGUCCCAAAGACAGCGCAUAGUUGCGGCAAGAGGAUGGCACGGCAGUAUGCGACUCGACGAGAAAGGACACUCGCUUUGUAUGGCAUUGAACAAGCUUUCCGGGCGCUACAGAUGCAGAAGACCGUUGAGGUCUACCUCCAGUGGGCGGCACAGUAUGGCGACGUAUUCAGAAUCCAUCUCGGCUACACGCCAGCCCUGGUUAUCAACUCAGUCGAGGCCGCGAAGCAGAUUCUACACCGCAACUCCCAAGUCGUGGCGUCACGGCCUUCCUUUUACAGGUUCCACACUAUUGUGUCGAAAAAUCUCGGGACAACCAUCGGCGCCUCGAAAUUCAACACCAGUCUCAAGCGUACUCGCAAAGAGAUAGCUUCCGAGGGAAGCAAGCCAGCCGUCAGAACACACCUAGCGGACAUAGACCUCGAGACGCGCCACCUGCUGCGGGACCUGAUGAAUAGCUGCGGCGACGGCCAAACACCAGUGGACAUGUACAUGCCCGUCUCACGACUGGGCCUCAGUCUUAUGAUGACGAUAUGCUACGGCCGGCGAAUGUUCCUUGAGGACCCUCUCACGACGGAAAUCAUCAACGUGGAAGACCAGCUCUUGGGCCUGCGGAGCCCUUCGGGAAAUUACCUCGACUAUUUGCCUCUGCUGCGCCUGUUUCCAUUUACGCCGUUGGCCUGA